Messenger RNA from Brassica napus (rape), 589 nucleotides. RefSeq names its product CLAVATA3/ESR (CLE)-related protein 3-like. The record is from RefSeq and is a predicted model, not a curated record. The transcript has a single exon. NCBI's taxonomy places the organism in Eukaryota, Viridiplantae, Streptophyta, Magnoliopsida, Brassicales, Brassicaceae. Bases 32 to 382 code for a protein of 116 amino acids.
CAGCCUUAUAGGUCCUUAACUAUAUAAACCCAUGGAUGCUAGCGUCUAUUACAGAGAUCAAUCAAUCGCAUUAACACUUCAAAGACUAUAUAUAUACAUCUUAGCUUUAUUAAGAGAGUCAUCAUAUACUAUGGCAAGUGUAAGGAUAUGGGUCUGUGUCGUUUUGCUUAUACUACUCGAACUGACCUCAGUGCACCAAUGUCGAUCUUUGGUCGUAGAAGAGCGACUUUCCGGUUCAAGUCGUGUGAUGAAGAUUAGAAGAGAGCUCUCUCAGAGGCUAAAAGAGCUGAAUGCUAGGUUAGAAGGCGAAGGGAAGAUCCUUGGCAAUACUCUAGACUCGAAGCGGCUCAGCCCCGGUGGUCCUGACCCAAGGCAUCAUUAACAAAGGAGGAGAGAAACAAAAUUCUGCAGUUGUUAUUGCUGGGAGAGGUUUUAAUAUUAUUACAACUUUUUGACUAUAUAAUUGUAACGGUGUAGCUAGUGUUUCGCUGACACCAGCUUAUAAACAUUCAAGCUCUAAUCUGACAGAUGUGUGACGUAAAGCAGCUUGUUUGAUCUAUAGAAAUAUGUGAUAUAUUAUGUUUUGAUU